UUAUCCCAGUUUAUCAGAAAGAAUCCUCGGUGAGAACAUUUAUCUCUAAAUUGCUCACGCGUUUGGUCUCUUCUGGGCGCUAAAUAGGUGAACUGUAGAGGCGCACUAUACAAAGACAACAUCGAUUAUAAAAAUCCUUUUGGAGGCUCUAAAGUAAGUUUAAAACCUGGGUAAGUUGUACUCCGACUCAUUUUGUGAUGACAUGUCUCAAAAAUUAAUUUCGAAAAACCGAAUAAGCAUUUGAUAUUUCCUGACUGACUUGAAUCAAAGGCCUUUAGAGAGAACCAAACUCAGUUAAUUUGAACUAAGAGAAUAUUUGGUGGAAGGAUUUUUAAGCACCGCUUUUCAUAUUAAUAAUAUUUUUCACGUGUGGGCUUCAUUAAGAACGGUCCAUAAUUGUGCGAGUCUUAAUUUAAUGUUUUCUUGUUUCAAGAGGGAGUAGUACCUAAGUAGGUAUCUCGUAAUCCAACUAAAAUCAAAGACCUCUCGUACGAAUCAAGCUCAGAUAAUUUUAAUUAAGACAAUACUUGGUGGAAGGAUUUUCAAGCACCGCCAUUCAUAUUAAUGAUAUUUUUCACAUGUGGUCUUCAAUAAGAACGGUGUUUUUGGGGGCGAAACUGAUGCAAGAGACUCCCCAAACAUUGAUGGCUCUCUGUAAUCAGCCUCUAGUGCCUGUAUGCCUGAUAAAGAACGUUCAUCGGUGAAAAGCAAUUUCUUUUUCUCAAAGGGGAAUGUUUGCAUGACAUCCUUAAUAGAGCAGCUGCGAAGGUGACUAAAGAGACUGUUUGUUGUUAGAUGAUAUGACUGAAAUUGGAGAGAUCUCUAUAAGUUAUCGGGUGAGAAUGCUGACCCUUAAUAGUGGCUCUUGGCCUAAAAUAAUUCUGCAAUUUCUGGCUGCUAGCACGCAAUAGCUGUUAGCAUACUGUUAGUUGUUAAAUGAUGACUGAAAUUGGAGAGUUCUCUGGAAAUUAUCAGGUGAGAAUACCGACCCUCAAUAGUGGCUCUUUGCCAAAAAUAGUUACUCAUUUUCUUGCUGUUGAUACGCAACAGCUGUUAGCGCGCAAUAGCUCAUCAAAACGCAGGAAUCGCUCGUUUCUUGGAAAAAUCAGUUAGCUUGAAACCAGCAAGUAAGAGAUUAUGUGAGCAUAUGAUGGUGAGACCUUGAAAGCUAGACGAUCCAAAUUUUCUCAAUUUGCUAAGCUGUUUGUCUCUUCUUUCCUUAUUCAGAAACGUCUCCUUUACCAAUCUACAAAGUAUAGCAGGAUAAUUACAGGUAUUCCUUCCUUUAGUUCAUGCUUUGUCUAGCAUAAAGAGAGCUACUGUAUGUUAUUCAUGUAACCAGGAUAUUCUGUGCUACAAUAAGUUUAGAGUAAGUUUUGAAAAUGCAGUGAUGUUUUCGUUUUGAGCAAAAAUCUGAUAGAGAGAUAAUUUAGUUAAGAAAGAGAUUGAGAUCAUCUGGAGUCAAAAUUCAGUGCUGGUGUAAGGGCUUUCGCCUAAAACAGUCAUAAAUGCAUGAUUAUUAAGACAAGAAUUAAAGAAUUGUUGUUUCUCACUCUUCAAGUGCAAACUGUUGGCAAUAGAUGCUCUGCCGAUCUCAUACGAGCGUGCGCCUUGCUAUUUGGGUCUAUUUGACUGCAUGCCAUUAGGAAAUGAUAUUUGAAUCAUCAAACCAUCAUUUUGCCUUUUAAAGAUUGCUUAAAUUCGACUUGAUUACUCAGCGAAACUUCUCGAAACCCCAACAAUGUUGGAAAAAAUUUGUUUCAGUGACUUGAAUUGAAAAGUUGCUCUAAAGCAAGACUACGGAUAUGAAUGGAACUUUUUUCAUGGAAAAUACUUCAUUCCAUUCUUUAGUUAAUACCUCACGUGCAAGACUCAAUUUCCUUUUCCGUCGUAAAUUUGCCUUACAGACAAAAGGACUUGAUUAAUUCCAAGAAAUCUUGAGCUUCAUGUGUUUCUUAAAAUCGACAAACUGUACAGUUAUUUCGCUUUAGAGGAGUUUAGCAAUACUAAAAAAUGAGAAAGCUACCAUAUGCUAUUCAUAUGACCAGGAUAUUCUGUGCUACAAUUAGUUUAAAGUAAGUUUUGAAAAUGCAGUGAUGUUGUUUUGAGGAAAAAUCUGAUCGAGAGAUCAUUUUGCCAUGAAAGAGCUUGAGAUCAUCCGAAGUCAAAAUUUAAUGCUGCUGUAAGGGCUUUCGCCUAAUACAGUCAUAAAUGCAUAAUUAUUAAGACAAGAAUCAAAGAAUUGUUGAUUCUUCUUCUUCGACGUCAAACUGUCGGUAGUAGAUGCUCUGCCGAUCUCAAACGAGCGCGCCUUGCUAUUUGGGUCUAUUUGAAUGGAUGCCAGUAGGAAGGAAUAUUGGAAUACCACAACCUCCUUUUGCCUUCUUCAGAAUUCUUAAAUUCGACCUGUUUACUGAAAGAAACUAUUCGGAGACCUCAUCUAUUUUGCAUAAGAAUUGUUUAAGUGGCUUGUAUUGAAAAGUUGCACUAAAGCAAGACUACGGAUAUGAGUGGACCUUCUUUUAUGAAUAAUGCUUCAUUCCAUCCCUCAGGUAAAACCUCACGAGCAAGCUUCAAUUUCCUUUUCCGUUGUAAAUUUGCCUUGCAGAUAAAAGGACUUGAUUAGUUUACUAGAAAUCUUGAACUUAAUAUUUUUCUUAAAAUCGAGAAACUGCAGAAUUAUUUCCCUUUAGAGGAGUUAAGCAUUCCUAAAAAAUGGAAUCGGCCUACAGUUUGUUAAUCUGAUAGAGAGAUCAUUUUGUUAUGAAAGAGGUUGAGAUCAUCCGAAGUCAAAAUUCAGUACUGCUUUAGGGGCUUUUGCUUAAUACAGUUAUAAAUGCAUGAUUAUUAAGACGAGAAUUGAAAAAGAAUUGUUGAUUUACUCUUUGAAGUCAAACUGUUGGCAGUAGAUGCUCUGCCGAUCUCAUAAAAGUGUGCCUUGCUACUGAUUUAGGUCUAUGUGACUGCAUGCAAUUGGGACAUGAUAUCUGAAGAUCAAACCCCCAUUUUGCCUUCUUCAGAACUCUUAAAUUUGACCUAUUUACUGAACGAAACGAAUCGAGACCUCAACAAUUUUGCAGAAAAAUUGUUGAAGUGGCUGGUAUGGAAAAGUUGCUCUAAAGCAAGACUACGGAAAUUAAUGGACUAGUUCUUUUAUGGAAAAUGCUUCAUUACACUCGUCAGUUAAAACCUCACGAGCAAGCUUCAAUUUCCUUUUCCGUCGCAAAUAAUGCACUUGAUUAAUUACUAGAAUUCUUAGAGCCUAGUAUGUUCCUUAAAAUCGAGAAACUGCACAAUUAUCUCGCUUUAGAGGAGUUAAAAAAUAAGUUAGCCCGAAACUAGCAAGGAAAAGAUUAUGUAAGCAUAUGAUGGCGAGACCUAGAAAACUAGUCGAUAUCUAUAUAUUGUGAGUAGUAAUUCUAUAGAAGGCGAAGCUACACAUGUUGUCGAGAUGAAAGGGUGAGUGUAAAAUUAAACCCAGUCCCGCAGUGACUAAAUGGCAACCGGGCACAGUCUCAAAUAGACUAAAUGCCUGGCAUUCAAAAAUUUUUACGCAAUUUCCGCCGAAAGGUUCUUUCAAACUUCUCAAGAAUAUCAAAUGUUUAUUAAGGAGCUUGUACAUAUUAUAAUAUCGCUCGGUUGUCGACAACUUGGAAAUUCUACGCUUCUGAUCAGACUGCCGGGCACGGUCUUAAAUGGACUAAAUGCCCUGCAGUUAGAAAUAUUCACCAAAGGGCCACUGAAAAGUUUCUUCAAACUUCUUUAGGAGCAUCAGAUGUUUGUUGAGAAAUGUAAGGCGAUCCUAAAAAUUAAUUUUUUUUAGUGGGUGAAUUCUCCGAGCUUGUGCAUACUACAGUAUCGCUCGGUUGUCGACACUGAAAUUCUACCCAUCUGACCAGACUGCCGGGCACGGUCUCAAAUGGACUAAAUGCCCGGUAGUCAAAAAUUUUCAUCAAAAUGUCUCGAGAAAGGGACUUGCAAUACAACAAGAAAAUUACUUAUAAUGAAUGGGCGAUAUAAAGAGAAGCACAGGUAAUCAUUGUUGGAGUCCAGAGGAUUCGGGAACCAUGAGGCUCUCGAGCUAGCCCCUCGAAAAAAUUUCAAAAAAACUCAGUUUUUUUCGGGCCCUAAGGUCUUCUUAUUUUGCCUCAUAAUUGUCUGAUAAGCUGUUAACGAGUUGGUGGGUGAGGAUAUAGAAAACUUACAAAUCUCUCACAUCUCUCGUAAUUUUGUAUUAGUCAGCCUUGAAAUACUCUUGAAAUAAUAUCCAAUAGCGAUUAAUUCUUACCUUCAGCAAGCUCUACUGAGAGUGCUGACACAUCGUAUUGAAAUAGUAAAUAAGAAAUGGAAUUUGCGAGUACGGUUCAGCCCUACGAAGGACAACCGCGCUCAACGAACGAAGAUUUCGACAAAGACUGACAAACACGGUUUUUCGCCUGCGGUUUUUAGGUCAAACAGAAAAAAUACUCCCUUUACUGAAUGUUUUGUUCGUAGCGUUUGCGUUUUGUUUUCUGUGGCGAAAUCUAUGCAAAGAAUGGGUAGCUGUAUUCGUUUCUGUUGACAUAACAUAUUCAUUCGCACUAAGGAGCGGCGAAGGUUCCCCUUGAUAAGUGCUCUAGAAUUUCGUCGCUGUAGAAGCUGUAGAGUAAUUCCCUUUGCAAACUAAAAGCUAACUUUUGACGGCAGCAUCGCAAGAAUCAGCUGUAUCAGGGGACACAAUGAUUUUUCGCCGAGAAGUCAUCGGGCAGUUCUACUGCGUGUUGCUCUUUUCUCAGAGAUUGCAAAUGCAGAGGCUAUCGCCGUCGGGCCGGCCAAACGGGAAACGAGUGAGUUUACUGUCAACUGAAUCCAGUUUAUCUCAAAUAGGGCUUUUGAUAGAGAAAAACUUUAGUUUAAGUGCAGCAUUGCCACGUGACCCAUGUCGCUCUCUGGCAAAUAACUGACAUCAGCGUUGCAAAUGAAUAUUUCGUAUAUAUGCAUCGACUUUCACACAGUGCACAGAUUCGCUACCAUCUAAUUCGAUAAUAAUUGUGUUUCGCUAUUAAUAUCACUGCAGUGGUGUUAUCGCGAAGACAUUGCUAUUGUUGCUCCUCUUGGUUUCUCGAGGGCAGGGGGGAAUUAAUGGCUCGUGAGGUGGAUUUCCGGAAACCUAGGUUAGGAGAAUACAUAGGGCCUUCGAGCUUGUGUUUAUGCCAGUAUCCGCCAGGACUGCACUGUUUGCACUGUUCGCACUGUUCAGGAGCUCGGUCAGCCCAGAAAAGGGCUUGACCUUUACUACAAAUGAUUUAUUUCUGUUAUCAAAAUACGAUGGAUACUACAAUUGGUAGGACUUCAUACAAAGGGAAAAGCGCGAAUGUGGUCAUGUGGAAAGCCAAAGAUUAUAAGUACAUCUCAAACGCUUGCCAAAUGUCAGCCCAACAGAAUGAGGAACAAUCGUAUCCGGUUUGGGAACAGGCCACUGAAUUAGCAUUCUGUUUAGUUGAAUUUGUUGGCCAUCUUCCACCGGUUUGUCCAGUUAUGUGUGUUCGAAGUCUUCAGACUCGGGACGGAGGAAAAGGCCGACGACUUUGAAAAGUAAAAUUUCCUCGAUGUUCACGAUCGAAACGUGUCCAUUUUGGCCAUACAACUACAUCCUUUGGAAAGUAGUGUAUAGAAACACCCGUUGUUUUUGUGUUAUUACUGUACAUAACAUCAUUUUGCGCUCCGGGCACGCAAUACGUUUGUCCUUUCUCCUUGAUUUCUCCUUCCUUCACCAUAGUAGCGGACGUGUCUUUACAGUGUUCCGAGGAGAACUCGCCAAGCGCUAAGUUUGAUCAUUGCAGAUAUUAUAUAGAGGAUAUUACAUGGCCGUGCGGGGAAACGAAUUUUAUCUUCGAGUGCUGAAAGUAUCUCUCACGAGUGAAAGAUACUUUCAGCAAAAGAACCGGCCAUGCGCCUGAGCGGGAAGCUCUCUUGUAAUUGGCUAAUCAUGUUAGUAAUCAUGGCGACACCAAUAUCCUCACACGUGAAAGAUAGUUUGCUAAGCUGUUUGUCUCUUCUUUCCUUAUACAGAAAACGUCCCAUUACCAAUCCAUAAAGAAAAGCCGAACAAAAACAGGUAUUCCUUCCUCUUUCUCAAGCGUUGCCUAACAUGAAGAGAGCUACAGUAUGUUAAUCAUGUAAUCAGGAUAUCCCGUGCCGAAAUUAGUGUAUAAGCUUUUAAAAUGCAAUGAUGUUUUUGUUUUGAGCAAAUAUUUGACCCCAGAGGUCAUUUUGCGUAGGAGCUUGAGAUCAUCUACCACAAAAUUCAGUGCUGCUGUACGGUCCUUUCCCCUUCUGAAUGCAGCUAUAACUGUUUAAUUUUUAAUUGGAGAGUUGUUAAUUCUUGCUCUUGGAAGUCAAGCUACCGGUAAAAGAUUCCCUGCCGAUCUCACACGAGCGUACCUGUGUGAGUGGACGCGAUUAGGUAAUGAUAUUCGAAAAUCAAAGUCGGUGCAUGUUACCUUCUUCAGAAUUCUUUGAUUCUACCUGUUUACUGAACGCAACGAAUCGAAAACUUUUAAAAUUUCGUGUGUGUGUAGCAAUGAAAAGUUCCUCUAAAGCUUAACUAUGGUCAUGAAUGGACCUUCUCUUAAAGAUACUGUAUCAUUUUAUUCCUGGAUUAAAACAUCAAAGGCAAACUCCAGUGGACAUAAUGACUUGACUGAUUCCUAAAAAUGUCGACCUCAGCAAACAGCAAAUUAUUUUUCUCUAGAGGGGUUAGCAUUCCUAGAUGGAUUUGGCUUACAGUUCGUCUCUAACUUUUUUUUUUCCUUCCUGCUGGCUAAGGAAAUUAGCUUGUUGUCAGGGUUUCAACUGAUAUUUGGUAGCAUCAUUGUCAUAUGCAAAAUGUUCAGAGAUAUGUUUGCACGUCUCACCUGAUAUGCCCGAACGGGUCACUUGGUCACCACCAGCUUUCAUGGCAAAGUACAAAAAAUUUAAAGUAAAUUUAAAGAAGGACGAAUAUUUUCCAAUCUCUGCUGGAUUGCGUACUUAUGGACGGGCCGAGUUUGAAGUCGAAAAAAAAAAAAAAAAAAAAAAAACGCUGGGAAAGAGCUAAGCUAUCAUACACUGAAGGAUUUAUUAUACAACCAAAAUUUUACGCAAUUUUGAGAGAAAAAUUAAAAGCGUAAAUCUAGCUCACAGGGUCAGCCUUAAAGCAAUUUGAUUGAAUUUUGUUAAAAAGAAGCAUGCAAGGAGGUAUUUUGGAAGGUAACUUUGUCCAGGGUUCAAAAGAGUAACCGAAGGCAUUUGGGCAUUUUCUUUAAGCUUGCCAAUUAUCAAACGAUUACAGGAAGCUUUGCAAACAGUUAUACAUGUGAAGAUAUCGUUCGUGAAGAAAAGCAGGAAUAAGAUAAUUUUCUGAGUGUGAUACGUAUUCAGUUUACUCUAGGAAAUAGAUCGGGAAAUAGAUAGUCACUAGCUAUGAAGUCGGCCUUUACAGUCGAAAUUCCUUACAUUUAUCGAGCUAUAUUCAUAACAGAUUUAAUUCGUGUUCAAAUAAGUGUAUUAUAUGUAUUUUGUAGUUUUUUAAUUUCAUUGAUGCAUUAUCUCAUAAACUUGGACAGAAGGCCAUUGGAUUGUUCGCAACGGUCUUAGUAAAUUUUAUUGCGCUGCCCUCAUUAAAUUUGCAUGAAAGGUAAUGUAUCACUCAAAUAAGGCAACACUAAAAGUGAUGAUCAGCCUGAUCGAGAGAGCCACUUGCUCAGGAUCACAGGAUUCGAAUUCUUGAUUCUUACCAAACGGAUCAUUUUUAUGAAGGCUGACGAAGAUGUCUCCUUUAAACUCUUAGUUUGGACGAUUUAGAAUGGAUCGAACGACCAUAUUUGUGUGGUCAGUAGUAAAGCCCUCGCCGGAAAAACAAUUUUUGACAAUUUUAAAUUUCUGUGAAAUAGCUGAUGCAAAGGAUUCCGAGGAAAAAAAUCUCCUUUGAUUGGAUAAAAUAAAGCUAAAAGACUACAAAAGCUUUAUUCAAGGGUAUUAACGUGCGAGCUUUUUCUUCCUUCGUUGUUAUUUUGUCGACACUUUUAGGUUCUUGUAGAAUAAUUCUUACGUGCCCGUUCAGUCGUUAAGUUUUUAAAAAUAUGUUACGUUGUUACUGACCCUAAGUACAAGAAUAAGAUUCCUCUCUAAAAGCUUAAAAGGAUCAUGAGCCAUAUAGUGUAAAUGCUACAUAUUUCACGCCACAACAUGAAUGCACGUUUAAUCUAACUCCCAGACAGACAAAUAUUUAGAUGUAAAGGUGCAUAGAUGUGUAAAUGUGAUUCGACUGAAAAUAAAUAAUUAAUACAAAUAUCUAAGUACACAUAUAACAACUACAAGAAUAACGACAAAGCUACAUUAAAUAGAAGCGAACCUACAAUUUGUGGCGUAACCAGGUGAGGCAGUAAAAACUCUUAAACAAAGAGAACACGGCGCUCGAAAAAACUAACUAAACGACUGACUUAGUUGAAAUCAACUGGCAAUGAAAAUUAUCUAACGAAAACAACGCUUAUACUGGCGAAAAAUAAAACGCUACCGGCGUUACAUAAUUCCUAUGCAUCCUUACGCAAAAACGUGAACUUUAUUGAAUGGAAACAUAACAUACGCCAGUAGUUCAAAUGAAAGAAAAACAUUAUAGAAUAAUUUCGCAUUACUUGACGAUAAACGAUAAAGUGGGAGUAAGAAAUAAACUUAUAUUGAAAAGUUUGCAAUCGGUUCAGCUAAGAUUAUAUUUAUUUAUUGAAAUGGUUAAGUUCAGAUAAAUAUGUCAAGUAACCGAAGACAGCUUUUUUAGCCAAUUAUCAAUCAACCAAUCAAUCAAUCAAUUUAUUUAACGUGGUCAGAACGCUUAGCUAAAAACUAGUUUACAGGUACGCCACGAAAUAAAAAGAGAAAAGGAAAUUAUAAAGCCUUGUGAAGGUAUAUAAAUUUAAAUAAGUUAAGAUUAAGAACUAACUAAUAUUAAAAUAUAAAAAUUUAACAAUGUAGUCACCAAGUAAAAUUUAUAAAAUGUAAUCAUUAAAAAAACAGUAAAUAUAAUCAAUGAUAGAUCCUCACCGCACUUGAGAUCUAAUGUUUUUAAGUAAUUUUUAAAAGUAGUAAAUGUUUGUAUCUUUCGAGACUCGUCCGGUAAAGCGUUCCAUAAUUUCGAUGCAGCAUAUCUCCAUGAUCUUAACCCGAAGGUUGUUGAUUUUACUUUUGGGAGGUCCAGUAUUGUGGUGCCCCUAAGGUUAUAAGUGGAGCACCUUACUGUUAUAAGAUCACGUAAGCUUUUUGGACCUGCAUCACUGGCUAAUAUCUUAAAGAAAGUGGACAAUAUUUUCGCUAAUCGCUGUUCAUGAAGACUUGAGAGACCGAUACGCUUACAAAGUUCCUCAUAAGGCGAGGACUUAUCUCUAAAAACAAAACGGAGCGCACGUUUGUUCACCAACUCUAACUUGUCAGCUGACUUUUUAUUACAGAAGUGCCACGUUUCGGAGCAGUAAUUAAAGUGUGGUAAAAUGAAAGCUUUAUAAAGAUCCCUUCUAGUCUCAAAAGACAACAUUUUCUGCAUCCUUUUUAAUACGGCGACUUUUUGACUGACUUUUCUACAUAUUUUAGUAAUGUGCUUUUCAAAAUUUAAUUUAUCAUCGAUUGUCACGCCAAGAAGUUCCAUUGUGUUGGAUAUGGGAAGUCGUGACUCCUCACACUUAAACACUGGUUCAUCAGUUCCUUUGUGUUUUCCCAACACCAUAGCCUGGUAUUUUGAACUGUUCCUCUUCAUACCAUUACGCGCAAACCAUACAUCAGCACUAAUAAGAUCAUUGUUGAUUGUUUUUUCAACUUUGGAGAGUUGAUUGUCGGCGUAAAAGAUUUGAGUGUCAUCAGCGUAAGUGGACAGAGUGCACUUCUUGAUGACAUAUUGAAGAUCGUUCAUGGAGAUGUUGAACAAUAAAGGGCCGAGGAUGGAUCCCUGUGGUACACCAUUGCAUAUAGGUUGCCACUUGGAAAGCGUAUCCCCCAGUCUCACCCUUUGGAAUCGAUUUGAUAAAUAAUCUUUUAUCAGGGAGGUUGUUGCUUCAUCUGCUCCAUAUUCUUUUAAUUUCAAAACAGUCAGUUCAUGAGGUAAGGUGUCGAAAGUCUUGGACAAGUCCAUAGAGACCAGACCGAUCAAUUUAUUGUUAUCAAUUUCUUUUUUCCAUUGUUCGGUUAGACUAAGAAGUGCUGAGUCGCAGCCGUGAUAUUUCCUAUAAGCAAACACAUAUUUGUGAUAAAUUUCUUCAAAAUACGGGCUUAUUCGGCAAUGAACAAUUUUUUCGAAAAUCUUCGAUAAAGCUGGCAGAAUCGUUAUCGGCCGAUAGUUAGUUUUUAAUAGGCUGCAGUCUUUUUUGAGAAUUGGAGUGACCUCGCCAAGUUUCCACUGUUGUGGUAUUUUAGUUGAAGUUAAAACAUGAUUAAUCAGUGUACUAAGAGGGAAGCAUAAGACAUCCAUCGAUUCUUUAACUGCUAGUGGAGGGAUCCCAUCACAUCCAGAAGCCUUGUUUGGAGCAAGUUUCCUCAUUACCUCGUAAACUUCUGUUGGAUUAGUGUUGCUUAGCGACACAUUCGGCCUGCUUAUUAAGUUAUUUGAUAUGUGCGAUAGAUCUACUAGAUAGCUGUUUUGAUUUUGUUCUUUGGUACUUUGAGUACGGCUUGUGAAGAAAUUAUUUAAUGCCUCGGUCACCUCUUGACGAUUCCUGAUGAUUUUGUCACCCUCCUUUAAUGUUAUUCCGCUAUUGUCUACAUUCUUCCGGGAAUUAACACAAGGCUUGAUGGCACGCCAAAACUUCUUUUGAUCUGCAUAUUUUUCCGAACACAGCUUCUCAAAAUGUCUACGUAUAGAUUUUCUUCUCAUGCUAACUACUUUGUUGCGCACUAGACGGUAGCUCUCCCAAUCACACUGAUUACGUGAUCUAUUAAAUUUUUUUUUAAGCCGUUUUCGUUCCACCAUUUCUCUCCGAAUUUCAGGAGUGAUAAACUUCGAUUCUACUGAAGAUCGUCGUUUGAAAGAUCGCAUAACGUCUCCCAGCACCAGUAAACAUCGUCUAUAUCAUCAAAAACGUAUGCAGCAUGAAAAGGAAGUCGACUGAGAUCUUUCUGAAAAUCAUCUCGGUUAAAGGUCUUGAAUAUCCGUUUCUUGACGACUUCGGCAUUAGCAUGUAACAUUUUAGUUUUGAGAACCGUGUAGCAGAUGAUCACUGAUUCCUGUUUCGAUAGCGCCAGACGAUUUCAUAAACAUGGGCACAUUUGAAAGAAUAACAUCCAGGCAAGAAGCUCUAGUUGUUGAAAUUCUUGGUCGAGGUCAUAGAGGUCGAGGUCAUAGAUAUCGCAAAUAUCCAAAAGGCAUUUGCCCUGGUUAUUAUUCAUAAACAGAUGAAUUCUGUUACAAUUUAGAUCACCAAGACGAAUCACGUUUACGCAGAGAGAUAUCGCUUGAUCCAGGACUGUAGUCAAUUCAGUUCUGAAAGUAGCAUUGUUAACAGAAGGAGGCUUGUAGGCACUGACUAAAGCAAAGCGUCUUUUUCCGAUGUGUAGAUCGAAUAAGAGUGAUUCCACUGAUGUUGUAAUGCCUUUCUUACAUGUUACGGCGAUGUUUUCGCGAAUAAAGACGGCAAGACCGCCACCACCUUUCGUCCUGUCACGGCGAAAUAACUUGUACCCGUCAACAUAAAAUUGAGAGUUAGGAAAGGAUCGAUCGAUCUUAGUUUCCUGUAUGGAUGUAUGUCGAAGGCUCUGUUCGUUAGCCACUCCUUGAUCUCCUCAAAUUUGCUUGGUAAACUGUUUACAUUUAGGUUUGCUAUAAUGCAUUCCUUGCGAUUUUCGUUUCUAAUUAACUUCAUGUCCGAAGGUUGUGAACUAAGGUCCAGCUCAGUGUCGCUCGCGCUUUCAUGCGUGGAACUAUUCAAGGUGGAAAAGAAUGAAUCGCUAAACUUCGACAAGGCACAGAAAGAGCAUAUCCAGUCGACAGAUGGAUUGUUAAGAUAGUACUGAAAGGUCCAGUUCGACAUAUUCAGACAUCUUGCAUGCGACCAGAUGUUACACUCAGAACAUAAAAUGGCGUCUUGAUUGCUUCUUACGGAUUUAGAACAUUCACCACAAGGAUAUUUCGUAGGCUUCCUUCUCGGACCAGGGUUAGGUGAAACAUCUCCAGAAAUCAACAAUCUUUGCGCUUGAAAUGUACCUACACCAGUAGCAGUGUAUAAUAAUCUUCCUCGAUUAACACGCCUCGAUGCGAGCUUGAAAGGUAGUUUAUAGUAAGCACUUGACGUUGUUAAGUGGAGUGAAAUAACCAGUCGCGUACAGCGUUCGGGAUGCAUAAAACUGCAGUUUGAUGACUCACGAAAUUCUCGUAGAAGUACGACAAGGAAUAAAAGACACAAUAAUGUGCCGCCCAUACGGACGUGUCUGACCGCCAUGAUGGCCUGGUUGUGAAAUUGAAGCCUUAAACUAGAAUGUUCCAUGGAAAGAUCUGAUGGGCUUGUGUCUUGUAAAAAUAAUUCGAAACUUUCACACCGAGUCAUGUAUUAGUGCCUUGUUCAUAAAUUAAUGAAUAAUCCACAAACAGAGCAGCCCUGGAAAUGAAAUGCCAACUGAAGUAUUUUGUAACGCUGUGCUUGUCAGCCGAUCAAUACUGGAAUAUUUCUUCAGUAAUAAAUUGUGGACAUUUGAGCAGUUCAGGUAUUGAUUUGAACGUUCCCUAUUUUAUGUUGUGAAAAAAGAAUUCAGUAGCCACCUUGAAUUAGUUUGUCAAAAAAAGAUAAUUCUGUCAAUGCCUAUAAGCUCCCUUUCGUUGGUUAUUCAGAUUGUUUCCUUUCUCACUAUUUUAGAAAACGUUCUACAUCUGCCUUGUUCUCUUGAGAACCCUUAUUAUAACUCUUCUCUGGUCUAUGCUCAUUUUGGCGCGAAAGCGUGGGUGACGCAUUUCCGCUCCAGAUCCCGAGAAAACUAAUUACACCGAAGCGCACCUUGUGCUUGAAAUGGAAGACAUCAUGAGCCAUGAUUUGGCAGGAAUAUUGACAUUCACGACCGUUCGACAGCGUCUGGGGAUUAGCAGAGAAUAGCUUAAUCAAUCUCUAAAACGCUUUGCCCACUGGAUAUAAAACUGAAGCAGUUUUUUCCCUCUCUCCUGGUCCAGAAAGCAGCCAUCUUUGCUGUUAGGCCAAAUAUCGUGUUGCUCUAUUGAAAUUCCUCACGCCCUGAAGGUUAGCUCAAACGAGACAAAACUGUUUUCACUCCGACAUAGCUCAUACCAUUCUGCUCCUCAGAAUAGGAAAAAACCCCUAAAUGCGUUGUGAGUCAUUAGCCGAACUGUUUAAACGACUGGCAAGGAUGCGAAAAGUUGAAACAACUUUGGAAAUCGAGACCCUCUUAUGAUUUAGAUAUUUUCUUUCUUUGUUUGGUAAAUAAACUUUUUAACAGAUGACGAUUUUAAAUUCGUCAUCUGUUAAAAAGUUUAUCGAUGCCUCAGAAUUCGUGUUUUGUUUAACCUUUAUUCUAAUGCAGGCUUGAUGAUCGAAGUUACAAAUUAAGCAGACCAAGAAAAUUAAUUUCGCGAUUGUCUGAGCGGGAGUAUCUUACGGACCUCCUUUAAAUAAACCUUGAAAGACGAUGAAAAAACACCUAAAAUUGCUAUACAUGCGUUGUGAGUCAUUAGCCGAACUGUUUUAAUCGACUGGCAAGGAUGCGAAAAGUUGAAACAACUUUGGAAAUCGAGACCCUUUUAUGAUUUAGAUAUUUUUUUUCUUUGUUUGGUAAAUAAACUCCAUACAGUUUAAAAAGCUAUAAAAAGCUAGUCGACGACGUUUCAACGUUAUGGUAAGGUCAUCAUAAAGUCAAAAAAUUACAAAUUAUCAGGCUAUAAAUAGUAAAAACAACAAUAGGCACUAUUGACAACGUUUAAAAAAUAAAUAACUUAAAGAUAAACAAGUUUUUUUUCUAAUGUACUAUAUUAGUUGUAGAACUAUUUUAUCGCAAUCUUCUCUAGCGAAAUGUUUUCUAUCACGCUUCCUCUUCGUUUACUCAAUUAUUUACCACGAUCUUCAACUGCUAUUGCCGCAGUCUCGCGGUCGUCUAAAACAUGAAAAUAGCUGAAUUACCAUCGUCAAGCUCUCCAGCGCUAAUUUCUAUAAAUAUUUUCCCACAUUUUUACUACUCCUGAUGAAAACAAAAGCGAGCGAGGAGUGCGGUCAUUCACGUACACUCCGCUUGGGGCGCAAAAACAUAUAAAGAUCGUUUUGUUCCACAAUAUUUCCUUUACCGUGUCAUCCACGUGUAGGUCCUAACACUUUAACAAAAUGAAAGAAAAUGCCUAAGGUGACGGGGUUCACACUCUUUUAACUUGUCCCCGAAAACAGGCGAUGGCGACUGCAGGAUCAGCUGUAUCGAGCGGAGAAAGGAAGUGGGAGGAAUUUAGACAAACAGCAGAGAAAGUUAAAAGGGAAUUGGUCAACAAAGUUCAGUGCUUAACUAAAGCAUUGAAAGAGGGUGAAGAGGUAUGUGAUGAGUACUUUAAGAAGUACGGCAGUGAACAUCUUCUUACAUCAGACACAACUAAGCAGCCGCAGAAUGACUUAAAGCAAAUGGUAGACGCCUUGGAAGAAAACCUACAAACGGCAGUAUCUGAUGAUGUAACCAUUGUAUUUGUGGGACGUACAAGCAGUGGAAAAUCAUCCUUGAUAAACGCCUUACUUCGAGACGAUCGUCUUCCAACUGGAUCAUAUACAUCAACGAUGUGCAUCUUUAAAGUUCGUCCUACUCAUGAUAAACUUUGGAGCGUUAUUGACACAGGUAAUGGAACCAUACUAUCCAAAGGAAGGGACAAAGAACAAGUAAAGAAAUAUUUAGAUGCACUGGUUGAUAAGGACAGCAAGAAAAAGAGGGAAAAGGAAAAUAUCAGCUGUGACAGUGUCAUACAAGUAAAUUGGCCUCGUGACCUCUGCAAUCUACCAGAAGAUAUCGUCUUGGUAGAUACACCCGGUUUAGAGGAGAGUGUCGAAACCAGCAAAGCUACCGCUAACAUCCGCACGAAGGCAGAUCUAAUUGUGGGUGUGAUGAAUUUAGAGUCACCUUCCGUUGAAAAUGUAAGUACUGUAUACACGGUUCAGAACUUAGAUGGGAUAGCAUAAUAGUCUUUUGGUACGGGGGCGGUUAAAACUGAUUAUUGUGCGUUGCUUAUUGACCUUACAUCGAUCAUUUUGAUUGUUUUUGGAAUUCGUUUGGAGAGAUGAAAAGAGGUGGAUACAUCGAGAGACUGCUUGAGUUUUUAAAUCGCUAAAACUAUUAGUGUAUCUUUUUGGAUCUUUUUAUUAUCUUCAGGCAAUGAACUUUAAAGGAAUAAGAACAGAGGUGUUUUCUAAGCCACUAGCGAUUCUAGUCCAUCAAAAGCUUGGCUAAAGUAAAGGCAGAACAUAUGAGCUGGAGAUUUUUUUCGCUGUUUAAUUGAUAGCGCUCUCGGCUCGAUCUACCAAAAUUUAUAAUAAAGUUAGGAUGUAACGCGCGCUGUCAUUGGUUGAAAGAGCGUGCUCUAUGAGAGUAUAGAGCAUAGAGCUGAGCUAAAGCUGUCACGUCAUCUGCCAAUUGUACUGUGUUCGAGCUUUUCCGGGACUUCUUUUUAGCUUUUUUCCGAUAAUUGAAAGUGAAAUUUCGGAACUGAAGCGAGCUGGCAAGUAGCAACAGAAGAAUCAAACAAAGGUUUGUAAACAUACCAGGCGCCGUAAUUUACGUUAUUAAAACGUGAGUAGCUACGAAAAUCCUCAAAGGAAAAACAAAAUAAACAUUCUGAGUUUUAAAGAUUUCCACGCUCAGUUAGAUUGCAAGCUUACGUACGGUAAUAAAAAUCAAACAUAGCUAACACUCGUAUAGUAUCUAAAGUUCAGUGAAAUGAUGAAAAAUAUAACCAAAUUGGCAUAAUUGUUAAAAUUCAUACUAAUCAUGACGGUGUCUGAGCGAAUAUGAUCAUACUGAAGUUCAUCGCGGCUCUUUCAUCAUGGUGAUCUCCGGUCGUCACAGUAAAGCAAGCCUCAGAAACUACAUAGGCCGCCCUUCAAGUAAAAAAAAAAAGAGCUUGCUCUGAUAUCCUUUCCGAUACGUUGAGUGGAAAGUCACAUCAAUCACUGCAGCAGAGUUUUGCGGCGCUGUCAUCACGAGCGAUCUUCAUGUUCUGCUAAAUUCGGCUGUUUUUCAUUCAAAAAACACUCGCCUUGAACAGUUAGUUUUCUACCUUGUCAUGUGAAAAAACUCGCGCGUUUUUAUGAGCUAUAAUUCGGCUGAAGUUCACUGAACAUUUCGCUUAAAGAUUCUGUAUUAGAGACUAAAAAUUCAGGCAAAAGUGUUAAGUUCGACUUGCCGAACUAUUUUAGUUUGUGAACAAUCGUAGAAUGUGAAUUUUGAUGGUUUUUGAACUUUGAUGGUUUAACACUUUUGACAGCUUUAGUCUUGUACAGCCAAUCAGAUUAUUUGAACCAUUCUAAUACUAAUCUAAUAAUACUCUUUAUGAGAGUAUAGAACAUGCUGACGACACUGUUGUUCGCUUUGGAAACAAAGUUGUUUGGAAAAUUGAAAGUAAUGCUUGAGGAAUUUUAACGGAUCCUUUAUUAUAAAACAAAUAGAGAAGCCUUGACUGUGCUCUGUUCUGUUAUAAAGCACUCAAGAAGUGGGAAGAAACACUCGACUACGUCUCGUGUUUCUCCCUACACUUCUUUCGUGCUCUAGCCUCUUCCUGCGUGCUUUAUAACAGAACAGAGCACAGUCAAGGCUUCUCUAUUUGUUAAAUAAUACCAAAAAAACACAAACAAGCAAAACAAUAAAAGGAGUUGUUCGUUACAUCAUUUUAUUUCGCUUUGAAGAUAAAAGACGUGCUAAACGAGAAAGAAUUCCAGUUCAAGUUUGGCGUCUUUACAAGAUGGGAUCAAGACAUUCCAGAAACCGAUAAACCGAAGCGGCAACAAGCACGUGAACAGCACAAAGAGGAAUUCGAAACAUCAGUGAAAGGCGAGAAAGGAGUUUAUUUCGUUGAAGCAAAGAAUGCCACAGUAGCAAUGGUAAGUUUUUUAUUUGUUUAUUCUAGCAAUCUAAUCGGAGCAACCUGCAAUCGGAGAAUAAGGCAAAUCGAGAUACUGGAGGUGGCAGACGGCUACAACUUGUAAAAUCAAAUUGAAGAAGGAGAUGCCCUCAAAGAGGUGAAGGAAUUCUGCAUAGACAACAACUGCCAACGAUUACAUUAACUAAUGUUAAUUUAAGCAUAACUUAGACACAACGCGCGCUCUGAUUGGUCAAAAAUCUCUUGUAUAUUUGUAGUAGAUAUAUUUACACCCGUUUUCAAAAACGUUGCGCACUGAAAAUUUAUACUACAUUUAUAUGCUUCUCUUUUUUCUCAUCAAAAAGUCUCCUUUUGACAAGAAGAGAAAAAGUAUAUAGUGCUUGAUUACAACCCUGCCCUCCUUACACAUGAUAAGUUCGCUGUCAGAGCUAUUAGGAAAUUUUCCGCCAAAAAUCAAUUUUUCCUGUAUAUCAGAGGACCAAAAACCUCAAAUGGCGAAAAUACAUAGCUUCGUCAUGAAUGGCAAGGUGUUUUGUCUUAACUUAAUUAGCUACUAUAGGAAAUACGGUUCUUGGAUCUAAACUCCCGCCUUCGGUUAAGGCCAAGAGGGUAAAGCAUAAACAAUUGGGCAGUGCGAUGCGCCUUCCUCGCUAGAAGUAAUCGAUCAAUAUGACCGGCGUCCUCCUGGCUAGUGAUUUUUUUAGGAAGGGUGUCAAUUGGGUGAUGGCUAUUAGGGCUGACAGUUAAGAAUUGGCCAUUGGCUAACGGUCAUAUCAUUCCAUUUUUGUCACCUGGAUUUUUUUUACGCUUAACCUUCUUAGGUCUAUCGGUUACAAUUUGUAGAUUUCUACUCCUAACAGCUAAUUUUUUUUCCGUUUUACGGCUAUCGAUUAAUCCCAUUGAGUAAACAAUGACGCUGAUUUGGGAAAUGUCAUGUUCAAGACGGAUGGACGCUAGGUCAUUUAUUUUCUUGUUAUCGGUGGCAAGUGGUUAAGAAAACGGACUUUAAACUCCGUUGCCGUAAAACCCACGUAUUUGUAACUAAUUAAUUGCACCAGGCCAUUCAAAUAACAUACGAGCAUUGUUAAUCUAUGAUUGAACUUAUACAUACGGCCAGUGCAAAAACAAAGUCUUGGAUCCAAAAAUUCUCGCGUAAAUCGCAUAUCGUAGAGUAUUUUAAAAAUAUUCUCGAUAUUACGAAAACUGCGUUACUUUCUUAUAACUGUCUUUGUAGGAGACGGCAGAAAGAAAUUUAGGAAGGGAGGAGUUUCUAAGGUUUGAGAGAGAUCUGGCGGAGAAAGCAAAAUCUGUUAAAGCACGAAAAGGUAUUGUUCUCAUAGAGCAAGCUAAACAUGUCGCUUCAAAAUACGCCGAAGACUUCGAAAAAUCUAAACGCGUCAUUGAUGAUAACCAAAAAGAGAGAGAAGACCGUCUGAAAAUUCUGGAGAACAAAAUCAGCACCAUGGAGAAAGAUCACGAUUCCCUUGAUACAGUGCGCCAGGAAGUGAAACAUCUUGAUAAACUGAUACGUGACCUUCUCUCUGAUGAAAAGAUUGAUCGGUUGAUAAAAGAACUAGGCGAAAAGAUCAAUGAUUGUGACAGCGAGGAAAGUGAAAAUCUGGUUGUUAGCAAUUUUUUUGGAACUAACAACUGUGUAAUCAGUGCAACUUUACAACAACAAAUUCUAAAGGUAAACGUCGAGUAUCAGGUGUGGAAAAAGGCUCUAGGAGACGAUUAUGGAUGUUCACAACGUACCCCACCAUCCUAUGAAGUUAAACAGUUGGAAAAAACUGAAGAUUACGGCUACAACAGUAGCGAAGAUCCUCACGCCUAUGUUACAAGCAACAACCUAUGGGCGGUCAUGCUUGGUCUUGCAACUGCCACAGCGGCUGCCGCAGCGGUAACCGCCGCGACUGUAGCAGGACCAACAGCAGGUGUAGGUGCUGGUAAGUGAUACUAUAAGUUACUGCGCUUAGGUAUCUUAAAUACCGUCAAACUCUCAUUAUAAAUACCUCACCAUACUUCCACAGGGCAUCGCUUGCUAUCUGAACGCUUACUGUUGCUUUAGUUCAAUGCCGAAUAUUUCCAAACUCCUGGGACAACUGCACGCCCACGUGAUCAACAUGACAAACGCACUCUAUUGUCAUGGUUUCAUUUCACCAUUAAGAUGAAAUAUUCGCGUCCGCCCUUUGUGGGUUUUAAAACGGCGAGCCGAACCCUCAACCCCCCUACAAGAACAACCUGAACCACCAUUGCCACAACCAUGACCACCACUACCACAAGCAGCACCACAACUACCACCACCACUACCACAACAUCCACUACCAGCACCAUAGCAACAACCACAACUAUCACCACCACCACCACCACCACUACCACUACCAGAGUUACCAGCUCACCACUACCACUACCACUACCAGGACCACCACCGCUACCAACACCAUCACUUCCAGCACUUCCACUACCACGCCUUCCACAAAAACCAGUGCCAAAACCAGCACCAACACAGCACCACCAUAACUACCACAAUAGCCAUAACAACCACCACUACCUCUUGUACCACUACUUUUAUUAUUAAUACCAUUACUACUUCUGAUAAUGAUUCUAGCGACAAAAAAUAUAAAAUUAUCGUUUAAAAUAUUAUUAUCAUUCUUACCAUUAUUAUCAUAAAAAGAUCAAACGAUUUCUAAUGGAGUAAAAUACAUAAUCUGAAAUUUUAGGAAUUAAAAGAAAUAUAAAAACAAUCUCUCCCAAACGUUCUCGAUAAAAUAUUUGAUACCAAGUGGAGACGAACGAGAUCGGACUGACUCCUGUACCAUUAAAUCUAAAAGUAUUUAGGACUUCCUUUGCGUCACGAAAUAUCAUUCUAGAGCCUCUUACACUCAUAUGAACAGAUCUCAAAUCUCAAAUGAUGAAAGUUCUUAGCCAUGGAUAUCUUCUGCACAGGUCUCCACGUCCAACAUGCGUUAGUGAUAUUACCCCUUCUUCUCGUUCUCUGCCGUUGGCUUUUCUGGUUACUCUUUCAGUUAACAUGUGUUACACAUGCAUACAUCAAUUGAUGCUAUAGCAUCUAAUAUGACUAUACAAUCAGCCAGCAUUUUUGAUCAAUUAACCAGUUUACCAACUUCUUUCCCUAUUCAAGUGCUUAUACCAGCUUUAAAGCUCCCAAGCCAUACUAAUUUGACACCUGGAGUAUACUUUCUCAAGGUCUGGUUCACGAUGAGGAUGAUAAUAUCCAGGCUAGGAUAGUGACGAUAGUACUAAAGAUGCAAUAGUAUUCCUUGGCCACUGUAUAUGAUCGCGAACAAAAGAAGAAUAUUGUUUUAUGAAAAGACCACAUGUAUCGUGCUCCCUUUACAGGCUUUGGAUAUUUGGGAAAUGUUUAUUUGGGAUAAUUUAUGGGUGCAUUGUUCUGAAGAACAUGAUUGUAUAUAUAACUUUUGAUUGAGCUAAAUGGAGGAUGUAAGAGGAAAAAACUAAAAAACUGAUCAAUUUUCUUAUGAUAGGAUGGUUAUUAUUUUGUUAUUACAGCGGUUGCCGUAGCACUAGAGACGGCAGGAUUAUCUAUCGGCGGAAAAACACUUGCCGCGGCAGUUGGAGGCUUGGGAUUCGGAACUUCUCUGGGUUUUUCAAAGUUGAUGGAAAAGGUUGGAGGUCUCGGAGUCGGACAAGGAAUAAGAAAGUUUCUUGGGCCGAGUAAAAAGAAGAAGGAUACACUUGAAAAGCACAUGAGGGAAUCAUUGCAAAAAUUGAGAGCACACUUUGAAAAAUUCGAAGUAGCAGCAUCAGAUAUUGUAAAACAGAGCUCUGCCUCAAUCUCGUCCCACAUAAAAAUCGAAACAAAUAGGUCGUCUGAAGAAAUGUCAGCGCUGAAAGAGGAAUUACAACAACUAAAAAACUGGUCACAGAAACUUCGUGAAAUCACAGAUCGCCUGCAGGCUGUCCGGAAAGAACUUUACGAGCUAAAGCAUGGGUAAGUAUUGCGAUCAAGAAUGGCCCACCAUGUCAACUUGACAUAAAGCGGUUUUAUCCCAUCGGGAAGUUUAGAUUAAAAAAAAUUGUCAGGAAUUUCUCGAGUUUAAAUUAUCAAACUCGCAGUUGUCUCUGUCAAGUUGCUAGAUCGCGCAAGCCAAGAUUUUUUCUUUUAGUUAAAAUUAUGAAAAAAGAGAAAUUCUGGCAACAGCCAGUCGCCAGAUAUUAGUAAAGUUCUGAUGAGUGGUAACAUAUGGUCGGCUGUUAAUUUUGAAUAUGCUUAUGCUUGGUGUCGUUGGGAAUGAGAGGGUAAGCCACAUUGACUUUUAUACAUAUCCAUUCGAUUGUUCGGUCAGUUACACGGCUUACGACAAAUUUUCUUUCUUUGCUACAUUGAGUAGAAGUGAUUUCAACCACGGUCUUACAAAGAGUUCUUUUUAAACCUAUCGCUUUAGUUCAGCUAAAUCCUCCUGUUUUUUUUUGUUCAAUCGCACCACUCGAUAUUUUUUUCCCGACCUCACCAAAAGCAAAACGUACUAAUAGAAAAGACAAAACCCACGGGCGAAUGUUACUUGACCAAAUUUGUCUUAAGGAUAUUUUAGCCAUCAGUGGAAGGUAAAAACAUGCAUGCAUAUUCUCUAAAAAAACGUGAAUCAUUGCCGGAACACUAUCUAGUUUUUUUUAAGUGAACAUCUGGGUGAUCUACUCGUUUAUCCAAGAGUUUCAGGUCUGAGAUAUAUAUAUAUAUAUAUAUAUUACUUUCAAUUGUGUUCUACAGGUUGAAAGUCAACGACACAGUUCCUUCCGAUGACCAGACAGAAAACCAGUCAUCCGUCCAAACAGCUCUAUACGAGCCCUACACUGUAAUUCAGAAGUAAUCCAUGUUCCCCUGCAACACAUCAUCGUAAUAUUACCGUAAAAUGACUGAAUUUAAUUCAAAUUAAGUGUUCCUGUUAAUGGUCAAUCAAGAAAAUGACCAGUAGAGCGCACAUCCUUCGUCACCGAACAAAGCCAUUAAGACUUUAUUAUAUACGUUAUCAUAUUUUAAACUUCGUUGGGCUCGUCAAAGUUGACGGCUCAUUUCGUUUGGUAUUCAUUACUAGUUUCAAGGUAAUAUGCAGAGAUAGAAUGAUAUAUUUUCUGCAGGAACACCAAUACUUGGUCAGCAUAACUGUGUUUUGUAAAUGACAAAUCCAUGUUUUUAAUUUUGAUAUGUAAGUUGAUCGUAAUGCCUUCUUAUAAGAGACAGUUGCCUUCAUCAAUUUUGAAUUCUUGGACCCAUUUCGUAUCAUCCCUCACAUGCCGCUGCUACGAAUUGGAUUUAAAGCUCUGACUCUUACUAUUCAUGAAAGGCAUUAGGCAAAUUCUGUGGGCGGUUUGCUUAAACAAAACUUCGUUUUUCGCAAACACUUACUAACUUCCCUGUCUGUUAUUAGGUCAAGAUAUAUCGAAGAGAAGGGCAUUUAAGUAAGCAUACUGCUUGUUCAUCACCUUUUGGAUGAAGAAAAAGAUAUUUGAGCUAUUUUUAACCUUGAAAAAUUCGCGAUAAGAUGAAAAGAUUGAGAUUUUUGGAGUUGGGAGAUUACUGCGACUAAAAUUUACUUCUUUACAUUAGCAAAAGCAAAGCAGCAGAACGUAUUAACCGUCCGGUUUACAUUUUCCAAGCUACAUUAAACUCCAAGAAAAGUAUAAACAUAUAACCCUAAAGGCGAAUUCAGUACUUGAUUUUAUACAAAUACAUAAUGUGUAUGAAAUAUAUGAUUAGUAUGUAUAUGAUACAUGUAUUUCGUCUGUUUUGUUUUGUUUUGUUUUUUGUUUUUCUAUCUUCUUCGGCCAUAGUUUUGACUUGCUUACCAAACAGCGACUACAUAACAUUACAAAAUUAAAACUAAGGAUCUCUUGAAUUAAUAACAUUGUUAUUUUGUUCUUGAACUUGUUAAAAUCUACUUAAGCGCGAAUAAAACCAUACACCCUAAGUUGGCUGUAUACGUCAAUAACCAGUUAAAUGAUUGCCAAUGUCUAUUUUUUGAGAGAAACUGCACGAGUUUGAUAUCAAAAUAAUUAUUUUCAAUUCGAGAUUCUCUCUUUUCUUAAUGCGUGGAAUAGUUACUUAGAAGCAGCACUUUGAAAAUUAGAUUUGGCGCGGUUUUCAGCCUGAAUGGAAAUGACCAACUUGAUAUAUAAUUAUGCUAAUAUCGUUUUGUUUAAAGAAACAAUUUACCCCUUUUCCAAAGGUACUUCUAAUUAAGAACUAAGCAAUUUUUUUUAGUCCUGACAAUUUUGACGCUGUUUCUCAUUGGAAUUUCUAGAAUCACUUAUUCAUUAGCACGACUGGGUUUCUUUGUGCUGCUCGUACUGAAGCCAUGCCAAACCACCAUGAGCACUCAGCAAGUUCUUAGUAACCUGAGCCUCACUGUGCAAAGUAUUUACCUUUUUUCAGUUGGCUGUCACUGUCUAGCUUUAGUUGGAUACAAAUUGGAACACUUUUAAAUAUGCUAAGAAAAAUAGAAAUGGUAAAAUCUUUUGACCGCGAAGACAGACACCGAAAGUACUUGUAAAAUGCUACUAGUCUAAGCCAUAUUAAAGAUAUCCCAAUGAUUACUUUCUUUGGCUUCUGACAUCAGUGAUGCAACGUCGGUUUUACGACACACAUGUACCG
Molecule: messenger RNA, 23687 nt
Organism: Pocillopora meandrina
Lineage: Eukaryota; Metazoa; Cnidaria; Anthozoa; Scleractinia; Pocilloporidae
Source: the annotation of a GenBank genome assembly